Acaulospora morrowiae is the source of this 1533-nucleotide messenger RNA. The record is from the annotation of a GenBank genome assembly. NCBI's taxonomy places the organism in Eukaryota, Fungi, Glomeromycota, Glomeromycetes, Diversisporales, Acaulosporaceae.
AUGGCAUCCUCAAUAUUUAAUUUAUCCGAGAUUAUAACUCAAAUAAUCCAAUUUCUCGAAAUCGAUAGCUUGUAUGCAUGCUUGAUGGUGAAUCGAACCUGGUAUAGCAUCGUCGUUCCUAUUUUAUGGCGAUAUCCGUUUGUGACUCGAUGGAGUGAUGCGCACUGCAAAAUCGUUCCCGUGUAUAUUAGUUGUCUAGAAAGUGACAGGAAAACUCGGAUAAAAGAAUUGUGUCAAACUUUUCCAGAUUUAGUGUUGACCAAUCCAACCCUUGAUUAUGUUAAAUAUCUCAGAAGCUUCAAUUUCCGGGUUCUACAUCGUGUGGUCAAGGAUUGGUGUAAUGACCAAGAGAUUGAUGAUUUCGUGCAUCCUCAGGACCCCGAAUCAAUUAGCAACGCUGCUACCACCAUUUUGGAGUUUCUCAUAGGUCACAUCAUGGGGCAUUCAAAUUUGAAAAAACUUGAAAUCUCGGUAGUAUCACGCUAUAAGGGAGAUUACAUUAACCUUGAAUUUCACAAAAAGGUUUCACGUUCGUGUUUGGCCAAAAUAGUAGCAUUGGAGUGUGAUGACUAUAUUGAGAGAAAUUUAAUUUUUGCUUCUAAGGUUUGCACAAAUUUAGUUUAUCUAAAGAUCGAAUGCUCUUGGGAAAAUGAUGAGAUAGUCUCCGCGUUUAUUAGAGCCCAGAAGAAUUUAAAACAUUUGGUCGUAAGCAAGAAAUGGCCAAAAAUGAAUGAGUUAUUAGAAGGUGAAAAUCUGUGUAAUUCCUUGAAAACUGUGGAAUUAAAAAACAACCAGAUAGAUAAUAAUGGUCCACUAUGUGUGCUGUCGGCAUUAAAGAAUUUGGAGGUAUUGCAAUUUAAAAGUUGGUUGACCUAUCGCGAAGAGGACAUCAUGGAAUUAGCGUCAACUCCUUUCCACCGACUUCAAAAAUUAGUACUUGUUGAAUCUAGAUUUCCUCCUCUAGUAAUAAUUAGGAUGAUCACAGUGAAUGGUAUUCACUUGCAAGAACUAACGCUCCAUUGGGAACGUAGGUAUCCCUCAUCGCAUAUUAUAAAAACAGUUACUGAGAACUGUCCAAACAUUCGUCGUUUCGAUGCACCAGUACAAUACGUGGAACUACCCGAAUUAUAUCAACUUUUACGUUCUUGCAAGAAACUCGAAAGUUUAAUAAUCAAUGACUCGGAAGAUGAAGACGUGGUUGAUGUUGAUCAUUUCCUGCCUGUGAUGGGCAUCAUUAUUCCACGUAACCUUUAUCAAUUGAGCAUUUUCACUCCCUGGAGAUUUUCGGUCAACGCGUUACAGAUGUUCUUGAUGGAAACCUGUCAAGCUCAGUUGACGUGCAUGGGAUUUUACAAGUGUAUUGACGAUGAACACUUGGAAGUGAUCGCCGAAUAUGCUUCCAAGAAAAAAACCUUAUGUGUCCUGGAGUUACGAUGGUGUGAGACUACACAACCAGCGAGAAAGAAAGCAAGAGCAUACAUCAAAAAUGUUUUAGUUUAUAAUCAAGUAGGGCGUUUAGUAGAAUGUCAGUAA